Molecule: messenger RNA, 3946 nt
Organism: Phyllopteryx taeniolatus (common seadragon)
Lineage: Eukaryota; Metazoa; Chordata; Actinopteri; Syngnathiformes; Syngnathidae
Product: filamin A-interacting protein 1-like
Exons: 6
Coding region: 523-3705 (1060 amino acids)
Source: RefSeq, a predicted model, not a curated record
GAACUGGUUGGGACCGCCGAACCAGUUCAGCGUGGUCAGGACCACCUGCUUUCUGCCUCGGAAGUACUGCACGGGGAAGUCUGGAGGGAAGGGUCGAGAGUCAAGGCAGCAAAUCAAAUGAUCGUGACACCGAAGGAUUAGCACCAUCUCAUCCAUCAUCAUCACCGCCUGCUUGUGUUUUUCUUCGCCGGGCUCAUUACUGUCAGCCGCCCGCAUAAGAAAAUGACAAAGGAUGAGCGCGGGAUCGUUGUUUCACGAUGACUUCUGGCUGCCCGUUUGCUUUCCGUUGAAACGCAGCUCCGCCCCCUUUUCUACUCCGUCACGGCCAGACUUAUCUCGUGUCAUUCGUCCAAAAGUGCACUCCAUCAGCUGACCCCCCUCCCCCCAUUGAUGGAGCAAGCCAACAACCUCGCUCACUACGUUGAGGUUGAUGUGAGGACACUGGGAUGUUACACACUGAGGAACAUGAAGGAUCACGAAUAAAACCGUACAAUAUUCAUCGUCCACAAAUGCCUUGCAAAAAUGCAUCCUGCUCGUGAAAGUCUGCAUUCUCAAUGGAAUCAAGCGGAAUCCAGGAAACACGACUUACAGUCUUGCAUCCACCCAAUUCCUAACACCGCCAGGCAUCGCAAGAUCCUCAUUCCGAUGAAUAACGGGAAAGACGAGCGAUGCAAGCGUGAGAGACGACGUGGGAGAGGAGACCUUUCCCGUGGUGAUAUGUUGUUCCUGCUCAGUGUUCUGGAGGGAGAACUUCAGGCGAGAGAUGAAGUCAUUGCAGUGCUGAAAUCAGAGAGGACCGACUCUGCUCUACUGAAGGCCCACUAUGGUUUUAUUGGACUACAGGGGGCGCUACGUUCCCUGCAUGGAGACUCGCUGCAGUCACAACAACAGGGCCGCUCACAGGAUGUGUGCAAAACAGCUAGUGCUGAGCUUACUACUGUUAUACGGUCCCAGAAAAGGUCAAACAAGUGGAUGCAGCAGCAGCUUCUCGAGGUAUCAAACGCUUACCGAGAUGCUGUUAGCAGGAGUGAGGAGCAGCUUAGAAGCCACCGGAAUUUUGUUGAAAAGAGGAAGCGCUUUGUAGCAUUACUGGAGGAGGACCGAGAGAGACUGAAGCUCCUGAUUGUAAAGGAACAACAAUACCAGGAGUUAAAGGAGACCAUCAGCAAGCGAGACAUAUCGCUUCUUAAAGAGGAGCUGAACCGCCUGAAAGCUUUUGCGCUGCUGCUGGUAAAGGAGCAUCAGAGUUUGAAGGAGCUGUUGGAGGAGCACAGGCUUCAUGUCAAAGAACUGAGCGCCAUCGCUAAAGGUAUUGACCAGGACGCCAGUCUGGCGAGAGAGAGGCGGCCCAACUCGAUGCAUCCUGAAGUGGAGCGGCACAAUUCAGCCAGCAACGUCCACCGCUCCCGUCACGCCAUGACAGCUCAACUUGCUGACGGGUCCGCUCAAAAUCAGCCACUUAGACAGCAGCACUCGAGUGUUGGUCGCCGGAUAGACACCCUGGAAGAAACAGAAAGUUCUGCAAGGGAGAAGGACAAAGGACUGCAGGAGCCCGGUGAUCGAGAAUCUAGACAGCAAGGCUCGCUGUCAGAAGUGGAGGUACUGAGGAGAAGGGUGGUGGAGAUGGAAGGAAAAGACGAAGAACUUAUCCGCAUGAGAGACCAGUGCCGGGAUCUGGACUGCAGACUGGUGAGGGAGACUAAAAAUUGCUCGAACCUGAAGGUGGAGGUGAAUAGGCUCAAUGGGAGAAUUAGUGAAUUAGACCGCAUAGAGGAGACUUUGGGAAAAAGCAAACAAGAGUGUUGCAAUCUGCGCGACAGCUUGGAAAAAGAGAGAGAUGUCAGCAAGAUGCUCUCGGGUGAGGUGGACUCCCUGAAGGUCAAAGUGAGGGAGGUGGAAGCGAGUGAGGGCCAACUCGAAAAGAGUGAGGCGGCAAUCAGACAUGACCUGGCCACCCUCAGGUCUCUGACGGCGGCCUUGGCAGAAGACAGAAAGACCAUGUCAGAGAGACUUCAGGAGGCCGAGGAAAAGCUCAGCGGGUGGGGGAGCAAAAAUUCCGCAGGGACUUCAAGAGAAGAGGCAGAGAUUUCAAAGGCAGAUGUGGAAGACAAGAUAACAGACAUGACAAAGGCUAGGGACGAGUUACAAGCCAGGCUCGCAGUGGAGCAGCAGAGAAACAUGGAGCUCGAGAGCAAAAUGCUCAUUAUGAGAAAGAGGUUACAGGUUUUGGAGAACCGCAGAGAAAAGGAGGAGAAGUACAUGCAAGGCUCCAAUAGCACCAGCCCUCGUUGCCAAGCGGAAGAGAACAAAGCCAAACAACUCACGUGGGAGCUGGAGAGGCUCCAAAAAAGACUGCAGGACAAGGAGAUGAUGGAGAAAGAACUGAUGAAAGUAGAGGUCGACUACGAGUCUCUGGAAACGAGAUUUAAAGAGGAACAGAUAAAGUCCAAGUCUCUACUCAAAGAACUUGAGGUGGCCAAAAAGGAGCUUUCCGGAUACAAACAGGCAGAAAAGCAGGACGUCAACCAAGAACAUCUCCUCCUUUGUCGUCUUCAGAAGGAGCAGGUCAAGUCCAGGCUGCUCGGGAGAGAGGUCAGUGCCCUAAAAGAGCAACUCCAGCAGCUGAUGGGCACAGAAAAAUCCAUUAGCAGGGUCCAGACGGAUCACUCUGCACUGCAGGGUAAGUUGACGCAACAAGAAGCAAGGAACCGGGAACUCGCCCGAGAGAUGAGGUACCUGAGCAGCGAACUCGACAGAUACACACACUUAAAGAAUCUCACGCCAGGCGAUAAUGAAGAGCAUUAUCGCCCCACCAAAGAGGUCCAAACCGAGCCAGCGGCUAGCCUGCCUCCUGACUGCCAACUGCCCUCUAUAAUAAAUGAAACAUUUGGCAAGAAACGUGACGAGGAGGAUUCAAACCACAACGUCGAAGUCAUAGACAGCCAGGGCUCAACUAUCGUCAGCAACCUGAACAGUUUGAACAGUGCCAACAACAUCGUGAGCCAAAACAGAGGCCUCGCAGCCAACGGGGUAAAUGUGCACCAAGCGGCUAAUGGGGACGUCAUGAUGCUAACGCACACGCCAGGGCAGCCGCUGCAAAUCAAGGUAACGCCUCAUCACAUUCUCAACACGGCCACCCUUGAGAUCAGCAGCCCCACGGCGGACGCCUCCGCAUCCUUCACCAGCACAGCCUUCAUCCCGUCCGGCGGAAACACACCAAACCAAAGAAUCACCAUCAUCCAGAAUAAGACGCCGCCCUCGAGUCCCGACCGUACCAUCUCCCUGCUUAACGGGACGCCCGUCUCUCGAAUUAUGAGUCCUAAUUCAUCCCGAUCGGCGACGCCCGACCUCCCGAUCCAGAUUCUGACGGUCAGGACUUGUUCGCCGGAGCCGACCGACAUCGGGAGCCAGGCCGCCUUCUGCAUGAAUCCAGAGCGGCAGAACAGCUGGCAGCACGUGUGCUCCAACAGCCCAGACUCCAGCCCUAGCAUCAUCACCACGGAGGACAAUAAGAUCCACAUCCACCUAGGGAACCCGUAUCUCCCGUCUCAUGGCAUGCCGCCGCCUCUAAGGCCGUACUACCUUCGACAUGAGCAGAGGACUCAAGUGCUUGCCAACGGCUGCCAUGUUAAAGGCGUCGGCAAGAUUACCAGUAGUAUUACCAUAUCUCCUACCACUUCUCCCGCCUCACACUCCCCGAUGUAGCAGCGGUCAUUUUGAUGAGGUCAAAAAUGUCAGAAUGUCUCUUACCGUACAUAAUGUAUUAUUAGACUAUGCAAUUAAAUCGAUACAUGUUUUUUUUGGUUUGUUUUUUUUAUAAUGGCACACCAUAGUUUGCUAAAAUACACGUAGCUAGUAUUUCUUUUCCAUAUAAUACUUUGUGCAGCUGUUUCUACUGCCUGUAUGAGAACGACAUGAAACUACAAUACAGUGGCUUUUAUGUGAA